AGAUGGGAACGUGUUCAUUUUGACACUUAUCUAUCUCUGUUGCUGCACACGACAUCGCUGCAGGGCAGUUCUUUGUCCUUCCUCGUACGAAAUUCUGAGAAUUUUGACAGAAUGUUUUCUUUCGUUUUCCAACAAUUUGUUUUCGCCUGAAAACUAUACAAUCGAUAUAUUUAGUUUAAACUCGAUUCUAAAGCAACGGUGGAACAGAAGGGCAAUUCUUACGCAUGCAUUUUUAGAGUGAAAAUUCAUUGAAAGGAAGAAAAGGAGUCCUUAGUGUGGUUGUUUCAGAGGUGAAAAUUGUGUUACCACUGAGUUGCGUUACAUUAGUGGCUGUAUUUCUGUACGCAAAAGAGAAUUGGGGAGGCGAUAGCAAAAGUGCGGCUUGGCUUGAAUUUCUUUUCUAGCAUAAUGAUGAAAAAAUGUCAAUUAUAAUAGCAAUUGUUUUCAUGGGAUGCUUAGAAACAGGUUUGUCGCAGUAUCUGACCAACACUGUGCACAAAACGCCUGCCGCAGCGGAGAAAGUAAAUAGCCUUUGGUGUUUUUCGUGCAACGCGACAGAGGAUGGUGAAGCCUGCAUUGAGCUGGUGGGAAAUCAUUCGUCCUUUACGAAAAAAUGCUCGGGUGACGAGUUGAUCUGUAUGGUCAAACAAUUCUCCUACACAACGCAUACCAGUAAUUCGAACGUUUCGGAACCAAAACUGUGGUCCCUCGAGCGAAAAUGUACCAACGCGUGUGAACCGGGAUGCAUAAUUAUAGGCGAGCGGACAAAGUUAUAUGCCUGCACUAGCUGCUGCGCCGGUAUACUAUGCAACACGGGAAAAGCCCGCUCCAAUAAUAUUUUUUCACAGUUUCGCAGUGAAUUACUUCUUGAGUUUGUGGUCGCCUUGUCCAUCACUCGACUUUUAAACGAUAUCUCAUGGUUUUCUUACAGUGUGCCAAGAUAAAAAAACGAAUUUUCAUGUCAUUCUAUAUUUCGAGUUUUGCAAACAUUAGUGUAUAGAUAAAAGUUUUAGGAAUCCACUAUAAAUGAAAGGUGAAGACGAACUAUUCUUAUAAAUGUUUGAAAAAAGGUCAACCUGUGCAAGUUUCGUUAGCACUUUCCAUAAAAAUACUGAUGCCAAAAUAAAAAAGAAAGCUUUAUGUUUUUCGAGUCACAUUUUAAGAGAUCUGAUUUGGAUCAAUCUUAACGUCUUCAAUCUGAGAACAAACGUUUUAUGUCUGUUAAUAUUGAAUAACCAGAUCGAACCUUUGCUUACUGAGCAUGACAGUUUAACCAUGAUAUCUAUUUUCUCCAUAUUCGAUUGCUUUUAGUAGUAAACAUACUUCUUACUAAACUAAAAAGUAUCCCGAUAAACUUUUAUCCGAACUUAGGAAUAAACGAUGGGCCAAAUAAACGUUUAGAGAUAAGUUCCAGAAUAAAAAUAAUAAUUCAAUGAAUUCAAAAAUGGCCAAAAAAUACAAGAGUUGCCAAAAGAUAGACAUUAUUAUUAUGCACGCCAAUUGAGAAACAGUUUUUACUAUUUAUUUUGAAUGUAGUACAUUGAACGCAAUAAAGUUUUAUUGAAAAUCGUAGAA
Messenger RNA from Wyeomyia smithii (pitcher-plant mosquito), 1575 nucleotides. RefSeq lists its product as uncharacterized. The record is from RefSeq and is a predicted model, not a curated record. The transcript has 3 exons. NCBI's taxonomy places the organism in Eukaryota, Metazoa, Arthropoda, Insecta, Diptera, Culicidae. Bases 420 to 944 code for a protein of 174 amino acids.